This is a messenger RNA of Podospora pseudopauciseta, 5445 nucleotides long. It is a transcript of the gene REV3, whose product is annotated as DNA polymerase zeta. Gene Ontology annotation, biological process: error-prone translesion synthesis; double-strand break repair via homologous recombination. The coding region runs from base 247 to 5445 and encodes 1732 amino acids. Gene Ontology annotation, cellular component: zeta DNA polymerase complex; nucleus. The transcript is spliced from 2 exons. Gene Ontology annotation, molecular function: nucleotide binding; DNA binding; DNA-directed DNA polymerase activity. The record is from RefSeq and is a predicted model, not a curated record. Lineage: Eukaryota; Fungi; Ascomycota; Sordariomycetes; Sordariales; Podosporaceae.
CUGCGUUGAAACGCGUGUUGUGCCUCUUCGGCGGGUAAAAGAAACAUGAACGAAAUGCUGUCCGUGGGCACAUCCGAGCUCUGGAAGAAUCGACAUCCCGAGUUUCCCCCAUGGCCCCAUCGGCGUGAGCCCUUGCCAAAAAAUGCUUCUUGAUCCAUUCUUACCUGGGUAUUUUGACUUGUGCGCUUCCCAGAGCAUUCACUGCCCACCUCAGCGGCCUUGCAAGUGGAAGCGAGCGGCGAGAAGAUGGAGUCGUUCCGCGUCCGCCUCAACUGUAUCGAUCAUUACCAAGCCACGCCCACGCGAUAUGAUCCCCAACUACGAAAGGACUAUCGCGCCUCUCAGGCGGCGAAGGAACCCAAGCUUCCCGUCGUUCGCGUUUUCGGGUCGACUGAGACAGGGCAGAAGGUCUGCGCUCACAUUCACGGCGCGUUCCCUUAUCUGUACGUUGAGUACCGUGGGCCAUUAGAGAAGAAGCUGGUGUCUGAAUUCAUCCUCAAGCUCCAUGCGUCCAUUGAUCAAGCUCUGGCUGUCAGCUAUAGAAGAGAUCGAGAUCGGGACCGGCCGCGUUUCGUUGCUCGAAUCACGCUUGUCAAAGGAGUUCCAUUUUACGGCUUCCAUGUGGGGUACCGAUUCUACCUCAAGCUCUACAUGCUCAACCCCCUGGUCAUGACCAGGCUGGCCGACCUGCUCCAGCAGGGGUCGAUCAUGAACCGCAAGUUCCAGCCUUAUGAAGCUCACCUUCAGUUCCUCCUCCAGUUUAUGACCGACUACAAUCUGUACGGCUGCGACUACAUCGAGGUCGGCAACGUACGGUUUCGGUCUCCCAUUCCGGGCCCUGCCGGCCCGGAAGAUGCUCCGCGAAUAUGGGACAGUAACACGAUCCCACCACAGUUCAUCACAGACGACUUUGAGCUGCCUCGUUCAAGCCAUUGCGAGAUCGAAGUGGACAUAUGCGUGCAAGAUAUUCUCAAUCGCCGGGAAGUGAAAGAACGGCCGCUUCACCAUGAUUUCAUCGAGCGAGAACACCCCUUACCGGCCGACAUCAAGCUUGUUCACAGCAUGGCUGGGCUGUGGAAGGAUGAGACGAAGCGGAGGAAAAAGUUAUCAGGAGAUUCGAGUGACGGCAGCAGUCCGUUUCCCCCUGAGGCCCUGGUCUCUAUGUCAGCCAACCCACGCCAUACUUCACCACCUGGUUGGAUUCAGGAGGCAGAGUAUCGCAAGCAGCUUCAGCAACUCAUUGAAGCUGAGGUCGACAAUGAGGACUACAGAGAGCUCACAUUCUCCAACUAUGUCCAGCCGCUCCCUUUGGAGGACACCAUUCCGACAACUCUACAGUCCGUCGAGGAUAUGUUUCCGGAGAACCUGCUUCGUGCCUUGGGUCUCGAAGACAGAUUGAUACAGGAGAAUCCGGACGUUGUGAGGAACAUUGAAAUCGACGAGGAAAAGAUUCUGGAACUCGAAAUGGGUGAAGAGGCGCGGCAGCUCUUUCCGGAGUACUCGGAAGAGAACAAGGCCAAGAAAGGAGACCAGGCGACGGAGCCAGCUGAUUCAACUGUCUGCGCUGGUUCCAAGGCCCAAAUAGCACCAGACUUGAAAGAAACCGAAGCGAUCGCAAACCUGCAACGCACAGUCAACGAAAUCGGUGGUGGUACCGCUGUCAGCGGCAAGCGUAUUGGCAGGCGGCCCAACAUCCCGAUACCCAAGGGCAUCUUCAGUGAGGCUCAAAGGCUGGGGUUAGUAUUGAUGGAGGAUGGGUUGCUUCCUGGAGCACCGAGAGAAGAUAAAAAACGUCCUUCAUCGACACAGCCAGACAGCCGUCCACCAAAGAGGCCAAGGCUCAGACAAUCGGAAAGCGAUGCGGGCGUCCUCGAGAAAACUGGUCUUGGUGCUAAGCCAUUCUCGGUCACAGAAGCCAGCGACAAGCCACCUGUGACAGGACAGGCUCAAUCCUCACAGCCAAAGCCUGCUAUAAAGGGAAACCCGCAGAAGCAAGGCAAGCACCUGGCUCUGAGCUUUCCUGUGGUAAAGGAUCCUCAGAACCCACAUACUCAGCUGAGACUCAGUCAGCAACAUGGCUCACAGCAGAGCGACAAUGAGACACCGAAGAAGCAUGUAACCUUUGACUUUUCCAUGUCCACCAGGGGACCUCAGUCAGAGCAGGGUAAGAGUCCAGCUAUCACAAGCUCAGAAGACUCUCCGGUUACCCCAAAGGCAGUGAGACUGUCUGGAAAGCCAAAGUACCGUUGGGAUGGUCCAACAACCAUGUUUGUUCUCCACAGCCAACCGCCAACAGCCCAAGAGGUGUUGUCCACCAUGCAGACCUACGGACUACCAGACGUCAUCUACCGAGAUGCUUUCUACAGUCAAGACGAAGAUGUCCCUCGGCGGCCACGAGAGUACGCAGGCAAAGAGUACCGUUUGGGAAGCGACACCCUUCCUUACCUCCCCGACUUUGAUCCCAAAGGCGAGUCACCAGCAACAUAUGGCAUCAAACCGGAGCAGGGUCCUGAUUUGGCGGGACUGGAGCUGUCAUACAAAAAACAGCGGAUGGCAUGCACUUUACGAACCUGGGAAAUCGCCACGCCACCGCCUGCCUUCCAAGAGGUCAGCCAGUGGUGGGAUGGCAAGCAAAAGAAGAGCUCUACGUCUUCCAAAAAGCCGGGGGAUACACACUCUCCUUUGACCGGCACACAGAGCGCAAACCCGAAUCUCAUGUCGCAGAUCAUCGGCGCGACACCGAAAAACAAACAUGGGUUCAGAUACUCCCAGAAGGCCAAAUCAACCAGUGUCCAGCAUGAGGCUCAAUACAUGAGCACCAUGAGUCUAGAGAUCCACGUCAACACCCGCGGGAAGCUGGUGCCGAACCCAGAAGAGGACGAGAUUCAGUGCCUCUUUUGGUGCAUGCGAUCUGACGAGCAGGUCCUCUUUGGAGGAAGUCAAGCCGAGAACGGCACACUGAGCGGGAUCAUUGUCUUGUCGGAAGACGGUCUCCUGGCGGAACAGAUCCGCAAGCAAAUGCCUAGCAAGGUUGACGUGGUGGCGGAAGAAAGCGAGCUCGAGCUCAUGAACAAGAUUGUGGAGAUUGUGAGGAUGCACGAUCCUGACAUCUUGACCGGGUAUGAAGUCCAUGGUGGCUCGUGGGGGUACGUGGUGGAGAGGGCGGGCAGGCAGUACGGAUAUGAUCUCUGCAACGAGUUCUCGCGGAUGAAGUCUUCGUCACCUUCGUUUGGAAAGUCAGGGAGGGAGGCUGAUCGCUGGGGGUUCAACACGACGUCUACGAUUCACGUUACCGGGAGGCACGUGAUCAAUGUUUGGAGGGCCAUGCGGGGAGAGCUGAACCUGCUGCAGUACACCAUGGAGAACGUGGUCUGGCACUUGCUGCACCGGAGGAUGCCGCAUUUCUCGUGGAAGGACCUGACGGAGUGGUACAAAAGCGGGCGGCCGAGGGAUCUGGCCAAGGUGCUGCGGUAUCAUCUCAAGAGGACAAGGAUGAAUAUCGAGAUCCUCGAGGCCAACGAGCUGAUCCCCCGAACGAGCGAGCAGGCCAGGCUGUUGGGAGUGGAUUUCUUCUCUGUCUUCUCCCGCGGCUCUCAGUUCAAGGUCGAGUCUAUCAUGUUUCGCAUCGCCAAGCCAGAGAACUUCCUGCUUGUUUCCCCGAGCAGAAAGCAAGUCGGCGCGCAAAACGCGCUCGAAUGCCUACCCUUGGUCAUGGAGCCCCUGAGCAGCUUUUACACCAGCCCCGUGUUGGUGCUGGACUUUCAAUCCCUCUACCCCAGCGUCAUGAUCGCGUACAACUACUGCUACUCCACCUGCCUCGGCCGCAUCGUCAACUGGCGCGGCACCAACAAGAUGGGGUUCACCGAGUACAAACGCCGGGAGGGCCUGCUCAAGCUCCUCGAACCGCACAUCAACAUCGCCCCCAACGGGCUGAUGUACACCAAGCCCACCAUUCGCAAAUCUUUGCUGGCCAAGAUGCUGACGGAAAUCCUCGAGACGAGAGUCAUGGUCAAGUCGGGGAUGAAGCAAGACAAAGACGACAAGACGCUCCAGCAGCUGCUGAACAACAGGCAGCUUGCGCUCAAGCUGCUUGCUAACGUCACGUAUGGGUACACCUCUGCGUCGUUUUCCGGGCGGAUGCCGUGUUCGGAGAUAGCGGACAGUAUUGUCCAGACCGGCAGGGAAACGUUGGAAAGAGCGAUAGCGUACAUCCACAGCGUGGACAGGUGGAAGGCAGAGGUGGUGUACGGGGAUACAGACUCGCUGUUUGUCCACCUCCCCGGCCGGACUCGGGAGCAGGCCUUUGCCCUGGGGCGGGAGAUGGCGGAGGAGAUCACGGACGUGAACCCGAGGCCGGUGAAGCUCAAGUUUGAAAAGGUGUACCAGCCGUGCGUUUUGCUCGCGAAGAAGAGGUACGUAGGGUACAAAUAUGAGCAUCCGGGCCAGGAAGCGCCAGAGUUUGACGCCAAGGGGAUCGAGACGGUGCGGAGGGACGGGACGCCGGCCGAGCAGAUGAUCGAGGAGAAGGCCUUGCGGAUCCUGUUCGAGACGGCGGAUUUGAGCAAAGUGAAGGCGUACUUCCAGACCCAGUGCUCAAAGAUCAUGAAGGGGAGCGUCUCGGUGCAGGACUUUUGCUUCGCGAGGGAGGUGAAACUGGGGAGCUAUAGCGCCAAGGGACCCGGGCCGGCGGGUGCGUUGAUAGCGGGCAAGAAAAUGUCGGAGGAUGCGAGGGCUGAGCCGCAGUACGGGGAAAGGGUGCCGUACGUGGUUGUCACCGGGGCUCCCGGCGCGAGGUUGAUUGAUCGGUGCGUUGCGCCGGAGGAGCUGUUGGAGAGGGGGGUGACGGAGGGGCUGGAGCUGGAUGCGGAGUAUUAUAUUGGCAAGAAUUUAAUACCGCCGCUGGAGAGGAUAUUCAACUUGGUGGGCGCAAAUGUGAGGGCUUGGUAUGAGGAGGUUCCAAAGGUGCAGAUGGUGAAGAAGGGGCAGCAACAGCGUGCGGUAUCGGACGGGGAGAAUGUUGGUGCCAAGGCGAAGAAGACGUUGGAGCACUUUCUUGCUUCGAGGACCUGCUUGGCUUGUGGGGUGAAGAUGGCACCGGCACCGCCAGCCCCUGCUUUUGCAGAGGAGGUGAAUGAGGAGGAGAAGAUGCCACUUUGCGAGAGGUGCAAGGAGGAUGAGCUGGGGACCAUGGUGGUGUUACAGGGGAGGUUAAACAGUCAGAGGAAGGGGUACAAUGACUUGGUGAAGAUUUGCCAGAGCUGUGUCGGGCUGGGGUCGUGGGAUGGAGGGGACCAGGAGGUGAAGUGUGACAGCAAGGACUGCCCGGUGUUCUAUAGCAGGGUGAGGCAGCGGGCAAAGGUGCAAGGGGAGGGAGUGGUGCUGGAGGGAGUCAUCAGGGGGCUAGGGGAGAAGGUUGCUAAGGGUUCUACGGGGUUGGAAUGGUGA